This is a messenger RNA of Odobenus rosmarus divergens (Pacific walrus), 1348 nucleotides long. It is a transcript of the gene SLC35F6, whose product is annotated as solute carrier family 35, member F6. Gene Ontology annotation, biological process: transmembrane transport. The transcript has 6 exons. Bases 11 to 1126 code for a protein of 371 amino acids. The record is from RefSeq and is a predicted model, not a curated record. Gene Ontology annotation, molecular function: transmembrane transporter activity. NCBI's taxonomy places the organism in Eukaryota, Metazoa, Chordata, Mammalia, Carnivora, Odobenidae. Gene Ontology annotation, cellular component: membrane; intracellular membrane-bounded organelle.
AUCCGCCGCCAUGGCCUGGACCAAAUACCAGCUGUUCCUGGCUGGGCUCAUGCUCGUCACCGGCUCCAUCAACACGCUCUCGGCCAAGUGGGCAGACAACUUCGUGGCCCCGGGCUGUGGAGGGAGCAAGGAGCACAGCUUCCAGCAUCCCUUUCUCCAGGCAGUGGGCAUGUUCCUGGGGGAGUUGUCCUGCCUGGCGGCCUUCUUCCUGCUCCGGUGCAGAGCUGCGAGGCACCCAGAUGCCAGCAUGGAUCCCCAGCAGCCCUUCAACCCCCUUCUUUUCCUGCCCCCUGCCCUGUGCGACAUGACAGGGACCAGCAUCAUGUAUGUGGCCCUGAACAUGACGAGUGCCUCCAGUUUCCAGAUGCUCCGGGGCGCAGUGAUCAUAUUCACAGGCCUAUUCUCAGUGGCCUUCCUGGGGCGGAGGCUGGCGCUGAGCCAGUGGCUGGGCAUCCUUGCCACCAUCGUGGGGCUGGUGGUUGUGGGCCUGGCCGACCUCCUGAGCAAGCAUGAUGAUCAGCACAAGCUCAGCGAAGUGAUCACAGGGGACCUGUUGAUCAUCAUGGCCCAGAUCAUCGUCUCCAUCCAGAUGGUGCUCGAGGAGAAGUUCGUCUACAGGCAUAAUGUGCACCCGCUGCGGGCGGUUGGCACUGAGGGCCUCUUUGGCUUCGUGAUCCUGUCCCUGCUGCUGGUGCCCAUGUACUACAUCCCCGCCGGCUCCUUCAGUGGAAACCCCCGAGGGACGCUAGAGGACACGCUGGACGCCUUCUGCCAGGUGGGCCGACAGCCGCUCAUCGCCCUGGCGCUGCUGGGCAACAUCAGCAGCAUCGCCUUCUUCAACUUUGCGGGCAUCAGCGUCACCAAAGAACUGAGCGCCACCACCCGCAUGGUGCUGGACAGCCUGCGCACCAUUGUCAUCUGGGCACUGAGCCUGGCACUGGGCUGGGAGGCCUUCCACCCUCUGCAGAUCCUGGGCUUCUUCAUCCUCCUGAUGGGCACCGCCCUCUACAAUGGGCUGCACCGCCCACUGUUGACUCGCCUGGCCAGGGGCCGGCCCUCAGCAGAAGAGGGCGAGCAUGAGAGACUGCUCGCUGGUGCUCGGACUCCCAUCAAUGAUGCCAGCUGAGCCUCUGGUGGGUUCUCUGCUGCUACCUGGAUGCACCUUGUCCACCCUGAGGCCGAGGCCACACAGUGGACAGUGUCCUGUCCCCAAGGCCUCACCCUGCCCCUCCUCACAGACCCCCAAACCCCCCAGAGCAGCUGCUGCCACAGGAGAUGACCAGACACCCAGGUCCUCCUUUGUCACCACCCCCGGCAGCCCCCACAGGCCUGAGUGCGGUGACCUACG